Molecule: messenger RNA, 678 nt
Organism: Striga asiatica
Lineage: Eukaryota; Viridiplantae; Streptophyta; Magnoliopsida; Lamiales; Orobanchaceae
Source: the annotation of a GenBank genome assembly
AUGCCGGUUCGGACUGGGCCUCAUGCGAGUGCUGGCAAUGCAUGGGCGCGACGAUCUCGGGCCGCGGCGUUGCGCGAGCAGGCAGACGAUAGCGUGCGCGAUCAGGUCACCGUGCGUCGCAGCUGGGACCAUGUGCAUGGGCUUGGCUGCGUGCGGCGACUGGCCAAUUCCCGCGGCUGCGUGCGGCUGGGCGCUGGCGGCAGCGGGCGGCAACGGCGAUUUCUGACGGCAACAGAUGGUGGUUCACGGCAGCGAUAUGACCGGAAAAAGAAGAUCUUCAAGGGAGAUGGAAUUAGCGAAUUGGGACAUCCGAUCUGGAACUGGUUGUCCCCUGCCCCCAGCCUGCCACCCGUAUUUACGGCCAACGCCCUGAGGAAGGAAACCAAUCGGAGAGCCCAGAUGCCGCUGUCGUUGCACGAAGUGCUGGCGGAGGUGUUCACGAACUGGAUGUUGAGGUCGGUGGAGGUGAGGACGGGAAUCCCAUCCUCGUUUGACGCUUGGGCCAGGUGGAAGGUCACAGGGAGGCCCUCGGCGGAGCCUGGUGUGGCUUUUGUGAUGAAAGAUCAUAGAGCCUUUGCUUUUGAAUCGUCCAUUUGCAGGGAGAUUUUUGAAGGGUUCAAUAGUCCCAAUUUUUCUAUCGAGGGUGACAAUCUAUUUCUGUCCGGUGAAUUAUGGUAG